AUGGUUUCUGUCAAGGGUAAGAAAAAUGCGUUUGAAGGUAACUUCAGGACAAUGGAUUUCAUUCCAACUAUAAGUGAUAGUGAGGAAGAUGUGCCUGAUCUAGAUUCCGAGGAUGAAGUUGUUGUCCAGCCAACCGCUAAGGUUACCGGUAAGAAGAAGAAAGGGAAGAAGCAGAAUGUUGUAGAAGAGACUGAAGAAUCUAAAGAUCUAAAUCCAGAGUUCAAUUUCAAUCUUGAUGGUGAAGAAUUAACAACUAAUUUCCAAGGCUGGGACUUUGCUGGUGAUGAUGAAAAUAAGGAUGAUGUUAAGAAGGAUGUCGAUCUGGAUGGAAUCAUCAAGAGAAAAGGUGGUUUGAUCAACCAAGUUCACAUUGCCAGUGACAAUGAAGAAGAAGAUGAGGAAGAAGAAGAAGCUGGAAAUAAUGAAGAUGAUGAAGAGCUAGCCAUGGAUGGUUUUGGAAUGGGUAUAAACGCAGAAGUUGAGCAGGAAGACGAUGAAGAAGAAGAGAGCAAUGAAAAAGAACCUGAGACUACGAAAGGUUUUAAUGUCUCAAACAAAGGUCUAGCUGAUGUUGAAGAACAAGAAGAUUCAGUAGAAGCUAUGGCGGAUUUCUAUGCUCCCGAGGAAGAAAGUAAAGAAGCUAAGAAGCAAGUGCACACUAACUUCAACACAUUAUCGUUAUCACGUCCUGUUUUGAAGGGUUUGAGUGAUUUGGGCUAUACUAAACCUUCCCCAAUUCAAAGUGCCACUAUUCCAAUCGGUUUGUUGGGUAAGGAUAUCAUUGCAGGUGCCGUCACAGGUUCUGGUAAAACAGCUGCAUUCAUGAUUCCUAUCAUCGAACGUUUAUUAUAUAAACCUGCAAAUAUUGCCUCCACAAGAGUUAUCGUUUUAACUCCAACUCGUGAAUUGGCUAUCCAAGUUAGUGAUGUCGGUAAAAGAAUCGGUAAGUACGUCAACGGAUUGACUUUCGGUUUAGCUGUUGGUGGUUUGAAUUUAAGACAACAAGAACAAGAAUUGAAAACAAGACCAGAUGUUGUUAUUGCUACUCCAGGUAGAUUUAUUGACCAUAUUAGGAAUUCUGCUAGUUUCAACGUCGAUUCGGUAGAAGUUUUAGUCAUAGAUGAAGCCGAUAGAAUGUUGGAAGAUGGUUUCCAAGAGGAAUUAAAUGAGAUCAUGAGUCUAUUGCCAACUAAGAGACAAACAUUACUAUUCUCUGCUACUAUGAAUUCCAAGAUCAAGCAACUUAUAUCUUUGUCGUUGAGAAGACCGGUUAGAAUUAUGAUUAAUCCUCCAAAACAAGCAGCAGCUCGUUUGACUCAAGAAUUUGUUCGUAUUCGUAAGAGAGAUCUGUUGAAACCAGCGUUGUUAUAUUAUUUAAUCAGGAAAUUGGAUUCUUCAAGUCAAAAACGUAUAGUCGUAUUCGUCUCCAGAAAGGAAAUGGCACAUAGAUUAAGAAUUAUUAUGGGUUUAUUAGGUAUGAAAGUUGCAGAAUUGCAUGGUUCUUUAACUCAAGAACAACGUCUGCAAUCUGUCAACCAAUUUAAAUCCUUAGAAGUGCCAGUCCUGAUCUGUACCGAUUUAGCAUCAAGAGGUUUAGAUAUUCCAAAAAUUGAAGUUGUUAUCAACUAUGAUAUGCCAAAAUCAUAUGAAAUUUACUUGCAUAGAGUUGGUCGUACUGCAAGAGCAGGCAGGGAAGGUCGUUCUGUUACGUUUGUUGGUGAAUCUUCUCAAGACAGAAGUAUUGUCAGAAGUGCUAUCAAGAGUGCUGAAGAAGGCGAAAAUCAAAACCAAGUAUUAGGUAGAAAUGUCGAAUGGAAUAAAGUUGAUGAAGUUAGCAAGCUAAUUGAUUCUAAUGGAGAAACCAUUGAUGACAUUUUAGAUGAAGAAAAGCAGGAAAAAGAAAUUUUAAGAGCUGAGAUGGAGCUGCGUAAAGGUGAGAAUCUAAUGAAACACAAGACAGAGAUUCAAGCGAGACCAAGGAGAACCUGGUUCCAAACUGAAGAUGAGAAGAAGAAUGCCAAGAUUAUGGGAACUUUGUCAAAGAACAAGAAGACAAUAAAUAGCAAAAAGAGAAAGAGACAAGAAGCUCUAGAAGACAAGCCUCGUUCAUAUAAAAAGACACAAUCUGAUCGUAAGAUUGAUCAAGAAAGAGCCAUGAAAAAACAAAAGCUGCAUCAGGUAAGAAAAAUAAAGGUAGAAAGGGCAAGAAAUAGUUUCUGUGGUGUUAAGUUUUAUAACCAAAAAUUCUGUAUAACCUUAAAAUCUUAA
This is a messenger RNA of Tetrapisispora phaffii CBS 4417, 2268 nucleotides long. It is a transcript of the gene DRS1, whose product is annotated as putative ATP-dependent RNA helicase. Lineage: Eukaryota; Fungi; Ascomycota; Saccharomycetes; Saccharomycetales; Saccharomycetaceae. The transcript has a single exon. Bases 1 to 2268 code for a protein of 755 amino acids. Gene Ontology annotation, molecular function: RNA helicase activity; nucleic acid binding; ATP binding. The record is from RefSeq and is a predicted model, not a curated record.